GAGGGGCGUGGACAAAAAGCGGAGCUGUCAUUUCGGGGUCCUUCCACGCAUGCGCGUCCAAGGGCCCGCUGAAGCAGGGCUCGUCGGCAUCGCGCAUGCGUGGUGAUUGAGGCGGCGGCGGCAUCAUUCUCAUCACCGGCCCUACCCGGCUCAGCUAUACUGAUUUAUUUCUCGCUUUCUGGGAUUCGGGAUUUUUAAACGAUGUCGUACGGUCCGCUAGAGACUUACCGGCCCGGGGGAGUGUCGGUUCCGCCUCGGGACUUCAACAGCAUUAUCCAGACCUGCAGCGCCAACGUACAGCGCCUGACACAAUGCACUUCUCAGAUAAAGAAUUUGAUGAGCCAACUAGGAACGAAGCAAGACUCCAGCAAGCUUCAGGAAAACUUGCAGCAGUUGCAGCACACUGCAAACCGGCUUGCCAAGGAGACCAAUGAGUACCUGAAGGAACUGGGCUCCCUGCCACUGCCUUUAUCUUCACUGGAACAGCGCCAGCAGAAACUUCAAAAGGAGCGUUUAAUGAGUGACUUUUCUGCUGCCUUAAAUAACUUCCAAGUGGUACAGAGAAGAGUGUCUGAGAAAGAGAAAGAAACAGUUGCCCGGGCAAGGGCUGGCUCCCGUCUCUCUGCAGAGGAGAGGAACAAGGAUGAGCAGUUGGUCUCAUUUGACAGCAAUGAAGAGUGGAAUCAGAUGCAGUCUCAAGAAGAGGAUGCGAUAACAGAACAAGACCUUGAACUAAUUAAGGAGAGAGAAACAGCCAUCAUGCAAUUAGAGGCAGAUAUCCUGGACGUGAACCAGAUAUUUAAAGAUUUGGCUAUGAUGAUCCACGAUCAAGGAGACAUGAUCGACAGCAUAGAAUCAAGUAUAGAAAAUGCAGAGGUUCAUGUGGAAAACGCGAAUGAGCAGCUACAGAGAGCUUCGUAUUAUCAGAAAAAAUCUCGUAAGAAGAUCUGCAUCCUGAUUGUUGGCCUUGUCAUGGUUUUGCUAAUCCUGGGCAUUGUCAUCUGGCAGGCAGCAAAAUGAAGUUCCUGAGUAGAAUUGAAUUAACUGCAGCGUUGUUGGAUAUUUUCCCGCCAGCACUCAAGGUGGGGAAUAAGUAGACAAGCCUGUGAAACGAAGUGAUCUAGAUGCAAAGGAGCACAAACCAGUUUUCCUGUAGUUAUUCUAUAUAGAAACUAACAAGAAGAUAAAUAGUUCUUGGACUCGGUGAACUCUGAUGACAGUAUUUAUCAGUUUGUGUAAAAAUAUUUUAUGUAACUGAUCUUGUGGGGUUUUUUGUUUUCUGUACUAUAUAUACUAAUGCAGUCCCAAAUGUAAAGUGUUGAAGAAUCUAUGACCUCGUUUCACUGAUAUGUGUAGAUAUAAUUUUUUAAAAAUCUGUGCUCCUUUUAUAAGUGAUCUGCAUAUGCACUACUUCCAACAAGGAGAAACUUUCACUUACCCAGCAAUUUUAAGUCUCUGACUGAUAAGUUAGACACAGUACAGACAGCCGCUUCAGGUAUGCAAAUACAGGUGGGUUUCUCUCAAAUUGCAGCUCAUCUGUCCCAUUGCUGGCUGCUUUUGAAACUUCACCAUGUUUCAGAAGCAGCUUUUUAUGCAGAAUUGUGAGCUGGUAGUUGCGAAGGCGGAAAUACCAACUUUGCAAGACCCACAAAAAUUACUAUCCCAGAGUAGGCCUUGGCUUUUAAAUUGCCAAGGGAAAAGGCAACCCUCUUUCUUUUAAAUGCCAAAGUGGAAAAUAUUGAGACCACCUGACCAAUAAUACAUUUGGUAACUGAUUUUUAUUCGUGUGCCAUGUCUGUGGUGACACUGAAUCAUUUUAGCGGUGUGUUCAAAUGUCUUGUUUCCUAGUGAAGUCGUCAUUGGUGGUGGACUGUAGAGCCACUCUAGUCUGUUCUCAGUGUAUGCCUCUAGCACAAGCAUUAGAGAUAUUUCAUGAAAGCAACUCAAUUAUCUUGGAACAAAUACGACUGCAGAUAGGAAACGAAGCACUGAGCCUAUAAUGGCUUCAACAGCUAACAUUGCAGAGUGGGGUAGUUAUGCAUUUUGUGGUUAAUUACCAAAUAUCAGUCUUUGAAACAAAAAGCUUCUGGCACUACAUUAUAUGACAACACUGAUUUUCUCACUGGGUUGUGAGAGUCUGACUGAACCAAUGUGCUGGAGGAAUUGUUAGAGCACUUUCAGUCCAGUCCUACUUCUCAGAGUAACUGGCGAAAAAGAGACGUACAAGUUGUUGAGGUCCUAUAUCCAAAAACCUGCAACUUCCUUCUAUUGACACAUUCAUAUUUAUUCCUGUUUCCCCUUACGUAAAUUACUAAACUGUGAAAGUCUGUGUGGGAGAAGAACAAUGUCCUCAGUUGCACAUCUUUCUUUGCACUAUGGCUCCCAUCAUUCCUUCAACUUAUCAAUAAACAUUUUUAAAAGAA
Molecule: messenger RNA, 2423 nt
Organism: Heteronotia binoei (common prickly gecko)
Lineage: Eukaryota; Metazoa; Chordata; Lepidosauria; Squamata; Gekkonidae
Gene: STX12
Product: syntaxin 12
Exons: 9
Coding region: 202-1020 (272 amino acids)
Biological process (GO): vesicle fusion; vesicle-mediated transport; intracellular protein transport
Cellular component (GO): synaptic vesicle membrane; postsynaptic recycling endosome; endomembrane system
Molecular function (GO): SNAP receptor activity; SNARE binding
Source: RefSeq, a predicted model, not a curated record